This is a messenger RNA of Saccoglossus kowalevskii, 2864 nucleotides long. Its product is annotated as ankyrin repeat and SAM domain-containing protein 6-like. Gene Ontology annotation, molecular function: protein binding. The record is from RefSeq and is a predicted model, not a curated record. NCBI's taxonomy places the organism in Eukaryota, Metazoa, Hemichordata, Enteropneusta, Harrimaniidae.
CGAAGAAACAUCGCAGUAGCAAUAUGUGAACAAGAAGUUGUGCCGAAGAAAAUGACUAUUUGUACCGAAGUUACGACUGUCAUACCAAUUCAUAACGUACUAAGAAUAGACAAGUAACAUGUAGAUGAUGGCGUAAGUGUUGGAUUUGGGGAAUCGUCGGGGAUCUUUCAGUAUUUACUCGACCGGGUACAGCAGGUGCACGAUGGUCGAUGUUGACGACCAUGACGAGACUGUUACCAGAUUACUCUCUGCCUGUGAACAUGGAGACACUAAUACUGUGCAAACCCUUGUUGAACAGGAUUUAGCCGCAGUCGAUGCAUGUGAUGGCGAAGGAUCGUCGUUGCUACAUGUCUCCGCCGCAAACGGUCACGAAAGCUUGGUACGAUACCUCAUAAUGCGGGGAGCUAAAAUCGACUUGACAAACUCGUAUGGAUGGACUGCACUGAUGCAGGCUGCGAGGGGUGGAUAUCAUAAAGUAGUGGCCUUACUACUUCAAAAUAAAGUGGACGUGAACGUUAAAAACAAACUGGGGGUGUCGGCUUUGACGGUGGCUGCUCGAGGGGGACAUACGCAAGUCGUCAGAAUGUUACUCGAAGUACCGGUCUUCGAUUUGUCUGACGACUCGCAGACGGUGACACCGUUGAUAGUGGCCGCGCAAUAUGGUCACGAUACUGUGGUCAGGUUACUACUUGAUAGGGGGGCUAGAGUGAACCACCAGGAUGAAAACACCGGGUGGAAUCCUCUAAUGGUCACGGCUUUGAACGGGCACAUGACAACUGCUCAAAUUCUUGUCGAUCGUGGUUGUGAUCCAAAUGUAACGAAUUUAUUAGGAAGGACUGCACUGUCAAUCGCUAUUCAGUCUGGAAAACGAUCCAGAGAGGUGCGUGGAUACCUGGACAGAAAGACCACAAAUAAACCAAAACUUGAACCAGAGGAUAUUGAACCAAAUAUUCUGGAUGCUGCCAAGACAGGCAAUAUCAAGAGAAUACGUGUAAUACUUCACGAUGAUGUGAAGGCUGCGGAUACAAUCGGUGAAGACGGGGGUACUCCCCUCAUGUUUGCAGCAAUGCGCGGACAGUUGGAGAUUGUUGAAUUACUUGUAAAUUACGGCGCUGAUGUAAAUCGACAGGACACUGCGUCUGGUUGGACAGCACUCAUGCAGGCUACUUACUAUGGGAAAAAAGAAGUUGCCAAAUACUUAAUUACCCAAGGGGCUGAUGUGAAUAUCCAAGCUAAGGAUGGCUGCACAGCCUUUGAUCUAGCAGUACUUAUUGAUGAUACGGACACAGAGCUGGUGAGGCAGCUAGCAUCGGUCGGUAUGAAAGUGAACAAACCACAGCGUGGUAAAUCGGCUUCCAUGCCAUGGGCGUCAAGGUCAAAAAGUAGUGAAAAUAUGAAUAAUGAUGAUGAUCCACCUAAGAGUGGACUUAAGGCAUGGUGGUCAAGAAUGUCUAAUCGUUUUCGUAAUUUAAAGCUCACAAGUACAUUCCGUGCCAGAUUUUCGUCCAAUCGUCUACAACCAUUCCAUGAUGAAAACACCACAACUGACGCCACCUUGAAAGCUGAGCGAGAGAAAAAUGACCACAAACGGAAAUCCAGUUCUACUAUGAAUCUAGAUGAGUUAGAUAGAAAACUGAGCAGUCCUAAAAAAUCAGCAAGUAUUGACAGUGGUUUAGAUAACAGUCAGACCAGUAAAGCACUCUAUACCUUGUCACUGGCAUCACCAACGUCUAAGCUUCCCAAUGAGAAAUUGAUGCCUGUAAUACCGCCAUUCCUUCCUCCACCAUCAUUUGAUCUCAGUAGUUCAGAUAGACCAAAGAUGCAGUCAUUGUCUUCUAAGACAUCAUCACCAGAGACAAAGGGUGGGGUUAAUCGGCGGAUCAUGCAGUCUGCUAAAUUCUCCAGUCCUCGCAGUCCAAGUGAUUCAGCAAACUACGGGUAUGAAUCGUCAAGUCCUAACUCUUCAGCUGGUGCCGAAGGUGUGGGUCGUGUAUUCACAGCAUCGCAUCGGUCACAUCCAAUGUACAGAAGACACACAUAUGAUCCUUCAGUGAAUCGACCAAGACCAGUGUCCUACCCAACAAUGGCUUUCAUAUCAGGGCCAUCAGAGAUACAUUUAUCGAGUAUUCAACACAAAUAUAAAUCAUCAAACAGAGUAAAUGCAAACGUGCAUCCCGGCGGAUUGAACAGCUCAAAUUCCUCUACCACCUCAAGUUCUUUGACCCCGUCAAGACCGAAUCAACAUUUUAGUGGAACCUCACAGAGCAGCACAACCUUGACCCCUUCUGCAUCACCUGAUCCCAGAGGCUAUCUGGGUUCCACUAUAAGUUCGUCCACCUUUUCAAGUUCUUCGCAUAAACAGAAAAACACCAGUUCAAGCAGUGGAAUCAGUGAAGACGACGAGUUGUCAUUACUUAUGAAGAAAUUAUCUCUUGAAAAGUACACCCCAAUAUUUGAAGAACAGGAAGUUGACAUGGAAGCGUUCCUAACGCUUACGGACGAUGACCUGAAAGAACUUGGUAUUUCUCACAUGGAACCUAGACGUCAGAUUUUAAGCGUGAUCUCCGAAUUGAAUACAGGGAAAGGCCGCGAGAGAGAAUUUUUACGAACCACACUGACAAACUAUCAUGUUUCAGAAUUUCCUCAUCUAUGAGCUGUGCUUGUAGUAAUCCCUAAAAUGACAGAAUAUAUUUAAAACUUUUUAAAUUUAUAUUUUAUAGAAUAGAUUUUUAAUGAUCAAUUAAUCCAUCACGUGUAAUACGCUAUCACCCCCCCCCCCCUGUGAAUGGAACAUGCACAGUGAUUUCAGCUCAAUAUGUUGUAGUGUGUAUUUGUAAGUAAAAACUGAUGCAGAAGUUGACAUA